Molecule: messenger RNA, 3446 nt
Organism: Colletes gigas
Lineage: Eukaryota; Metazoa; Arthropoda; Insecta; Hymenoptera; Colletidae
Gene: fwd
Product: phosphatidylinositol 4-kinase beta
Biological process (GO): phosphatidylinositol-mediated signaling; phosphatidylinositol phosphate biosynthetic process
Cellular component (GO): cytoplasm; membrane
Molecular function (GO): 1-phosphatidylinositol 4-kinase activity
Source: RefSeq, a predicted model, not a curated record
AUGACUGUUAGCCGAGCCAAUGCUCUCGACUUUAAUAUGAGCGAAUUAGUAGCUGUUACACCUAGUGGUGGAUCGACAAGCCAGGAAAGCGUGGUACACAUUAAACGACAUAAAUUAGCCAACUGUAAUGUUCCUCUCGUGCACGGACGAACGAAUUCGCCGAUCAACAACCGUAACAGGCUGACCACCCAUCAACGAAAUCAUAGUUUGGAUUUUAGGUCAAUGGGUAUUCUAUUGCCGCCGGUUCCGCAGGCGGGCGCGACGACGCUGACGCACCACCACAGAAAUCGAAGUCUCGAUUCCGCGCUACAACGAAUCCCGGAGGUGGACGUGACGCCGAGCCCGGAAUGCGAGACGACACCAGCCCCGGUGGCUAAGGCCGUGUUACCGGCGUGCAAAGUGCGCAGCCGGGAACGCGAGGAUCUCGCCAGUCUGGGAUCCGAUGACUCGGGUAUACUUUGCGGUUCCGAUAGCGGUUCCAGCGACGCUACGAACGCAGCGACCAGAGAGUCGAGCGUGGACCACCUCCACAGCCGCGAGAGCCUCGACUCGUCGUUGUCGCAGCCGGGUGAUAUGGAUGGCGUGGACGCGGUGGACGGCGAGGAAAACAGUGCACGCGUCUCGGUAUCGGUGCCAGUGUCGCCCGUGGAACUGGUGCAUUUAAGUGAACCUCCGUCGAGUAAGGGUGAGAAUGGUGAUUGCAACGAGCCGGGUAAACGCGAGUACGCGAUCAGUGAUUCGAGUGAACAGCAUGAACUGCGGUCCGGCAGCGCGAUCAAAGAGCUCGAGGCGCAGCACGAGUACACGCGCGGUGGUGAACUGCGCACCGAUAUGGGCGUAACGGUCGACGACGCGCGAGAUUUUCAAAAUUCGAUGGCGGUCCUGCCGGCGAACGAUAAACAGAGCGAGUUGGCGGGCGCGGCUAUGACUUUGUGUUGCGGGACCGCCGUGCAAUCCGAAGCCAGCGAGACGGCUGUAAAAAAACAGACUGGUAUCGUUUGUCGGAGGCAAGAAACGGUUCAACCGAAACCGUCCGAGGGAUGUUUGCUCAGAUUAUUCGAGAGCCAGAUCUUCGAUAUGUCGAUGGCGAUCUCUUAUCUGUUCAAUUCUAAGGAGCCUGGCGUCCAGAGUUACCUUGGGAACAAGAUGUUUAGUUUCCCAGAUAACGAGGUAGACUUCUAUUUACCACAACUGGUUGUAAUGUACAUACAACUUCACGAUGUUACAGAAGUCCUUUAUCCAUAUCUUGUCCAUAGGUGUAGACAGUCAGCAGAUUUCUCUUUAAAAUGUGCCUGGCUAUUAGAUGCAUAUAGUUCUGAUGCUCAUUUGCCAUCCAAAAAGAAGUCUCAUGGGACCAAACUAAAAAAUCUUAUUCUCUCGGAUGAACUUAGGCCAAAGGGAAAUGAGACUAAGAAGCAACGUGUAGCUGGAUUUCAAACUCCCGCACCAAUAUCGUUAACGGCGGUGCAAAGUGUUACAUCUCCUAAUAAAAAGACACACCAAAGAUCUCAGUCCGACGCCACUGGAUUAUUUCAAACAUUACGUCGUAGCCAUUCCGGUACAAUAAAUAAAGUAAGUCUUGGGGACCUGCGCUCUGGUCGAGCAUUUGACAAUGGUUGUACCUGUUUUUAUUCCUGCCAAGGUGUGGUAAAUGAUUUACGAGGACAAAAAACCGACUGCUUUUGUAAUGCACCACGUCUUGCUCCAGAACUCGAAUUUAUACAAGCAUUAAUAUCAAUUGGUAAAUUGCUUGGAACUAUUCCAACAAAGGAAAGUAAAACUGUUCAAUUAAUAGCAGAGCUUAAUACUCUCAAUUUGAAUCUCCCUGCAAGGGUAUGGCUUCCUUUGCACAGUUCAGUACCACAUCAUAUCGUACGAGUGCCACCGCAAUAUGCUGCUGUCCUUAAUAGUAAAGAUAAGGCACCAUACAUAAUUUACGUUGAAGUGUUAGAAGUAGAAGAUAUUUAUACAUCGCCCGUACCGACAAAAAUAGUGGGGUGUUCAUUAAGGCACACUAAAUCCGAAGAAAAUUUAACUGGAGGCGAACAAUCUACUGUGAUUGAUUCAUCAAACAUAUCCGCUUCAGAAACACAACAGGCUAUGCCACCAAUUAGGCAAACUCCGGUUAAAAAUAUUUCUCCAUAUUCUGUGAGAAGUACAGAUGUCGCAUUUAACUUUCCUGAUGAUGAUCCUAACGACUGUUGGAGUCAAGAAGAUGAUGAAAUCACGCAACAGUAUUUACAACUUCGUAAGCCAAAAGAUAGGGAUACAAUAUCUCAGUUAAGUCAAGAAUCAUCAGAUAGUAAAGAACCAACAUUUGUACCUGGUGAUAUCAAGCGUCGAUUAAGUGAGAUGGCUGCUACACCUAGUGCAACGUUUAAUCAUGAUCCGGAAGAUCCGUCGGCCGCAGUCUUGAAAGAACCAUGGGAAUUAAAACAGCAUCGUAUAAGGGCUUCCAGCCCGUAUGGCCAUUUAGCGUCUUGGAAACUACUUGCUGUUAUCGUGAAAUGUGGCGAUGACCUUCGACAGGAGCUACUUGCCUCACAAUUACUUUCAAUGCUGCAAAAGAUCUGGCAAGAUGAACAAGUACCUCUUUGGGUGCGGCCAUACAAAAUUUUAUGCUUAUCUAAUGAUAGUGGUUUGAUCGAACCAAUUUUAAAUACCGUAUCACUACAUCAAGUAAAGAAACAGUGUCAAUUGACGCUUGUUCAAUACUUCGAAAGAGAAUUCGGACCAUCUACAUCGGAAACAUUUAGUAUUGCGCAGAAGAAUUUUAUUCAAAGUUGUGCGGCAUAUUGCCUUGUUUGUUAUCUCAUUCAAGUUAAAGAUCGUCACAAUGGAAAUAUUUUGCUUCAUAGCGAUGGUCAUUUGAUACAUAUAGAUUUUGGAUUUAUUCUGUCAACUUCACCGAGGAACCUAGGCUUUGAGACUAGCCCGUUUAAAUUAACACCAGAAUUUGUAGAGGUUAUGGGAGGAAGUCAAUCUAAACAAUUCCAAGAAUUCAAAACCUUGAUUCUCCAAGGAUUAAUUGCAGCGCGGAAGCACAUGGAAAAAAUACUUAAUCUCGUAGAGAUCAUGCUAUCAGGAUCGCAACUUCCGUGUUUCCGUAGUGGCGGGGCAGCGACUGUACAAGGAUUAAAAAAUAGAUUCCAUCUUACACUGACAGAGGAUCAACUACGCCGGCACGUGGAGGACUUAGUUGAAGCCAGUAUUCAUUCGUGGUCUACUAAAUUAUACGAUCGGUAUCAAUAUUUCGCAAAUGGCACCCUUUAAUAAUAACAAUAAUUUUUGUCUGUGUGGCAAAGAUAAUGAUUUUUAUCAGAAAGUGAAAAACUUGCGUUUGAUAAUAUGGUACUUCUUCCAGAAACUUUUACACUUUAUAGCAUUCCGUAAGCACAAAUUACCUUUGAACUUAAUUAUUUGAUCGCGCGUUGAUAAUGCUAUUA